UUUCACAUCACAAUCGAUACACACAAUUUAUUUCUUCGUCGCCAGUAGCACUACAAACUAACAUAAGCCCCAUAUUGGAUCGCGCUGGGCUAGCCUCGCUGGACUACCCCCAGAAUUUAAGCAAUACCAGGAGCUGGAAGCAAGAUGUGUAGUCGUCCGUCCUGCAAGUUUAAUGAGACCUUCGCGUUGCGUGAGGAGACCACGGACAGUGAUUGCAGUUAUGGGGGCAGUAGCUUCAGUUUCGACAGCGAGUACGAGAUGAAUAGUAAUAGUAAUAGCAACAAAAACAACAACAACAACAACAAUAAUAAUAACAAUAAUGACGACGACAACAACAAUACAAAUAAUGACAGCUCCGUCCAGUUGUUAACUGAGAAGCCCGAGAAGCAACAACAAUCUGAGCAAAAAAAAUCAUUUCAAGCUGACAUUUCAGUGAAGAAUUCUGAAUCUAUUCGAGCUGAGAAACCUGAGAUGAUUUCAUCGGAGCUAUUCAACGAAAUGGGACAAACGGAAGAGACCAACCCACAGGGUGCGCCCACCAACGAGUUACCAAACUUUCGCGAAUACCGCCUCUUUCCAUCGCUCUACAACGAGCCAGGCUGCCUGCCCACCUUCAACGAAGUCUUUGGCGAGCACAUUCGGUUCGGUCCUUCGAAUGAGGAGCAGCCGACCUUUGCCUCCAACAACCUGCUGUCCGAUGGCUACGGACUCACAGGACUUCUCUCAAACAUACGCACAGCAUUCCGUAGCGACAACUCCGCCUCCCAGCUGGUGCUGGGUGAGGAGCUCACCACCUAUGGCCUAGACUUGGCCGCCCAGGGCGACAUCUAUGUACACUUCAAUGGACCCUUUACGCAGCAGCCACCCGAUCGGAACUCGAAUAGUUGCGCUCUCGAGCUGGGGAUGCGUGCCAUGCGCGAUGCCAUAGAGAAGAACCCCCCCAAGUCACCUACCUGGGAUCCCUUUGUGCCCGAAACACGCAACCUGGGCAUCAUUGGGCAGGAAGACUACCAGAGUGGUAAGAAAAUAUGGCUACCCAAGCAAUAGACGAUCCUACUCCAAUCGCUGUUGCUGUCACGUUUCAUGCUGGGGACGUCUAUUGUUUUUUAAACUCAGGAGGCUGUUUAGCCGGACGGCCGAAAACGUACAAAUUUAAGUGUAGUAUUCAAAACAAAACCCGGAGGAUAGAGCUGUCGUGUGUGUGUGUGUGUGUGUGUGUGUGUGUGUGUGUGUGUGUGUGAACAAAGUCUCCAAUAUGUAAAAUGUGCGUGCAUUGUCUAAGAAAAUACUAAAAUACUGCGAUAUAUAUACCAAA
Scaptodrosophila lebanonensis is the source of this 1315-nucleotide messenger RNA. RefSeq names its product myb-like protein H. The record is from RefSeq and is a predicted model, not a curated record. NCBI's taxonomy places the organism in Eukaryota, Metazoa, Arthropoda, Insecta, Diptera, Drosophilidae. The coding region runs from base 145 to 1047 and encodes 300 amino acids. The transcript has a single exon.